AUGGCGUAUUACUACCGUGGGGCCCAGUCUCCUCGCGACGAGCAGCAGGUCCCUCUCUACUCGAACCCGCUCUCACCACAACGUAAUCCGAACCGCCUGAGUGGUGGAAUGAUUGUGAACAACCCAGCUCGGAAUGGCUUGACGAGGAGGUUCACAACAAAUGAGAUGCCGACUUUGUCACCAAUUGGACAGCAGCGCAAACAGGCCGCAGGAGAUUAUAUGUUUCUUCGGCAGCAUGGCAGCAUAGCAGUGGGCUUGGGGGCUAUGGCAGCGAAAUUGGGCGAAACAGGCAGGAGAACAAUAAAGCUGGGGUCCAGUAGACAACAAAGUACCAUAGGCGAUGAGAUGCAGGGCGUGAGCUUGUGCGUCCAGGGAUCUGGCUUUCCCAAGAUGAUGCAGACCGAUGAACGAGUCCGUCAUUACGAGCUGCUCCUCGCUAAGCAGCGUCAACUUCAAGCCGAGCUUGCAGCAGUCGAUCCUGAGACGCGCCGAGAAGUAGACCAAGGCUUGCUCCACGAGGAGUCUAUUGCGGCAAUGAUGGCUGCCAGCGAGCCCACCAGCCCUCCGGAGUAUGGCAACGCUUUUCCAAAUGCGUUCUCGAAGCCCAACAGGUACUCGAACGCGAGCUUGAGCUCAGUGCAAGGAGCCACGAACCGAGCGAGUAGGUCAAGCACCCAGCUCACAUCGCCAUCGGCUGGAUAUGUGCGCCCAUACACAUCCGGGCACGCACAAAUUCCAUCACAGUCUGUACCAGGUUCGCGUCGUCAGUCUGAUGAUGAAGAAGAGGAUGACUUCAUCUACGGCUUCGAUACCGCCGUUAAUCGAGCGGCAGCAAAUCCAAACCGCAACUCCAUGCCAAUUACUGGCUACGGCCGCAAGCGCAACACAGCAGACUUAUCGACUCUCGCUUCAGUCAACCCAUCGAACUAUUUCCUCGACGAGAACGAGGUCAGCCACUUGCAGCAGCCUCACUCGAACACCACUUCACCGCCGAUAUCAAGAGCCUAUCUGCAAGUGCUUCAGACCGCAGACGGCUUCCCAAAGCUCAUUCGCCGCGAAGACAACGUUGACCUGCCGUCCUCCGCGCUCGAUCUGGCUCUCGCACAGGGUGUGGAUCCUCAGACGCAGCUUACCGACCGCUCCACAGCCAGCCGUCACCGCAUCUCUUUGCCACCCAGCGCUUUGAGCAGCAACUUUGGCAUUGCUCCACUCAACGGCAUACUCGCAAACGCUGAAGGCAAGCCCUCUGCCAACAACCGUCGUUCUAUGGAAGUCAAGUUCUCGGCUGAGACAAAGCGCCCAUCGAUCAUGGCUACACCGCCUCGUGGAGUGCCGAACGGCAGCGCGCAGAAGCCGACCACGUCUUACUCAACCAACGACAUUCCAACAUUGAGGAGCAUCAAUGGUGACGUCUCUGGUGCAGCUCUUCCAAACGUUUCUACCAUCACCUCUCCCCUCCGUCAGCCUCUCGGUCCUUCUGACUCUUCUCCUGACACCGAGAUCAGUCGCAUCACUUCUGCUCCAAGCUCCGCUCAACAGAGUCGUGAUCUUGCUUCAGCUAUCAUCAGGGCAGACGACGGGGGCGAUUCAUUUGUGCCUCCUCUCAACUCAGGCCUUCAGGCGAAUGCACAGCCUUUCGGCUUCGUUGGCAACUUUCACGACAGCAACAUGCCCAGUAACAGCGUCCAGAAUGGCGUUUCUCCAUACGCUCAGCCAAACUUCUACGGCGGCUACAACAUGCCAAUGCUCAACAAUGGCUUCAACAAUAUGAGUCUCAAUGGGUACGGUGGUCAGCCGCAAGCUCAGUCCCAGUGGCCCGGUCAGAUGGGUGGCUAUGGGCAGCAAAGCAGCUACAAUGGAUAUCAGCAGUACGGUCAAGGCAACCACGCCGUCGCUGGUGCUGGUCGAUACAGUGAUGGCCAGCGCGCUCAGCUGCAGCAGCGUCGUCAAGCUCAAGAGGAGGCCCAAGCUCGGUUCAGUACCAUCACCAUUGAUCAGCUUGUUGGCGAGAUCUAUACGUUGUGCAAGGACCAGCAUGGCUGCCGCUUCCUUCAGCGCAAGCUUGACGAGCGUGCAGACGAUGCUGUUAACAUCAUCUUUGAGGAGAUCAAGGAGCACAUCAUCGAGCUGAUGACUGAUCCUUUCGGCAACUACUUGUGCCAGAAGUUGCUCGAAUGCACCGAUGAUCAGCAGCGCACUGUUCUCAUGCAGAACGCAUCCCCAGCCAUGAAGAACAUUGCCACCAACCAGCACGGCACUCGCGCUCUACAGAAGAUGAUUGAGUUCAUCACGACGCCAGAGCAGAUCGAAAUCAUCAUCGACUCGCUUCGCACGGAGGUUGUGCCUCUCAUUCAAGACCUCAACGGCAAUCACGUCGUCCAGAAGUGCCUCAACCACCUCAGCCCGGAGAACGCUCAAUUCAUCUUCGAUGCCGUUGGUGCCCACUGUGUUCCUGUAGGCACUCAUCGUCACGGCUGCUGUGUCCUCCAGCGCUGUAUCGACCACGCUUCCGGUGCUCAGAAGGGGGAGCUCGUCAACCACGUCAUCGGCAAUGCCUUUGAGCUCGUGCAGGAUCCCUUCGGCAACUACGUCGUUCAGUAUAUCCUCGAUCUUAACGAGAACACUUUCACCGAGCCACUGUGCCGCAGCUUCGAGAACCACGUCGCCUUUCUCUCCAAGCAGAAGUUCAGCUCCAACGUCAUCGAGAAGUGCAUUCGCUGUGCCAACAACAACGUGAGGCGCUCUCUUGUCCAAGAGAUAACCGUUCCGAUCGAACUCGACAAGCUCCUUCGCGACUCCUUCGCCAAUUACGUGGUUCAGACUGCCAUGGAUUAUUCUGACGAGGAGACCAAGCGUGCUCUCAUCGAGAACAUCCGUCCCAUCUUACCUGCUAUCCGCCAUACUCCAUACGGUCGUCGUAUCCAGACUAAGAUUGGCGAGUACGACGCUCGCAUGUCCACGUCGUCCUCGAGCGCUCCCUCGGCCAUGGCAUCUGGCGUCACCACUCCUGCUGACCCGCUUAGCCCGCCAAGCGUGAACGGCAUUAUGAACGGCCUAUCUCCGUACAGUGCUGCUCAGACCGUGCCAUCUGGUGGUCGUGCUAAUCGUCAUGGCUGGGCCGGUCCUCCUCCUCAGUGGGGUGGCCUCGCCAACGGCGUGAGUGCUAACGGCAUGGCUAAUGGCAUGUCUGCCAACGGCAUCAAUGGCUACAGCACCAAUGGCUAUGCUGCUCCCAACGGCUACGCCAACCAUGAUGUCCCCGCCGAUAUCGCAUCACCUACUCCUCAGCGUCACAGCCAAGGCAACAACAUCUUCGCCGCCGAAGCUGCUCAUGCCUUCACCAACCCAACUGGCUUCAACCGCUUCUAA
Molecule: messenger RNA, 3369 nt
Organism: Recurvomyces mirabilis
Lineage: Eukaryota; Fungi; Ascomycota; Dothideomycetes; Mycosphaerellales; Teratosphaeriaceae
Exons: 5
Coding region: 1-3369 (1122 amino acids)
Biological process (GO): post-transcriptional regulation of gene expression
Cellular component (GO): cytoplasm
Molecular function (GO): mRNA binding
Source: RefSeq, a predicted model, not a curated record